This is a messenger RNA of Ustilaginoidea virens, 882 nucleotides long. RefSeq lists its product as uncharacterized. The transcript has 2 exons. The coding region runs from base 1 to 882 and encodes 293 amino acids. The record is from RefSeq and is a predicted model, not a curated record. Lineage: Eukaryota; Fungi; Ascomycota; Sordariomycetes; Hypocreales; Clavicipitaceae.
AUGUCCAUCACACUUGCGUCCACUCCGCUCCCAGUGUCCUCCGUACCGGCUGAAGACGAUACGCUUGCCAACCCUACCGCUUCGUCCCUAACUUACCAACCACAGCAGAAAUCCCUAUCCGUUACUUUGAACGGUCCCAGCAUCGUGACCCUUUCCGCCAUCCUCGUGCUAUCCCUUCACACCCUUGGAUCUGUCCUCACGCAAUGCCUUGUCCUGCUCACCCCUCUGGUUCUGUUGUUACGAAACGACUAUUGCAAUUUCAUCAGCCUCGGACCUGGAGGCACGCCGUCCACCUUCUCCGGCUACCUCCAAAUCGCGUGGUGGAGGCUUUGGGCCCUCCGUGACCCAUUCACGCUCUCAAAAAACUUCGAUUCGUCAACACAGGCUGGGAUUUUGCCGGAGCAGCACCUGCCGUACAGGCAUGGUCUGCGGCCCGUCGUCGCUGGGAUCGCCCCCCAGCGGCAAAUCGAUCAGCAUGGUUCGAGGCACAGCUACCAGACCUUGAGAAGGGCAAUGGUGAAAGUUGGCCAUCUUCAUCCCAACAAGUUCGGCACAGAGAGGUCGUGUGUAGAAAAGCAUGGCCUGGCACUUUUCGCCAAACAUGCUUUGAGAACAAACUGCCAGGGAGAGAUUGUUCAUGUCCAUGAUUCGGACCACUCUAUGCACAUGUGUUUGCAUGCCGAUGACAUAAGACAAGUCUUGCGCAAGGGCUGGGGUCAGAGGCAUCCCCUGGCGAGGAGAGGAUGGUUUCUACAGAUGCCAGUGUCGCCGAACUUUGUCAUGGUUUACGCCCCUCGGGAUGAAUGUGAGCUGCAGAUUGUAUACAGAAUCAUCGAGGCUGCUGUUUGGUAUACCGUCGAAGAACGCGUUUCCCUUUCGUAG